AUGGAUUCUCCCUCCUUCCUCCGAGGCCGUCUGGACCAGAUGCUCAGGUGCCUGCAGACCCCCUUGGACAAACUCUCCGUAACAAAUUGCCAUCGGCUGACGCAUUCAGACCUGACACACCUGUUCCAGUGCCCGAACCUCAUGCAGCUGAAGUCCCUGCAUCUAUUUGGCCUCAGCCUCUCGGAUUUUAGUCUUGAGCCCCUCCGAGCUCUGCUGGAGGCAGUGGCACCCACACUCGAGGACUUGGGUCUGGAUAACUGUGGGAUGGUGGACUCCCAAGUUGAGGCCAUCCUGCCUGUCCUGAGCCGCUGUCAGCAGCUCAGGGUCUUCACCAUCUCUGAGAACAGCUUUUCCGUGGCCACCGUGGAGAAGCUGCUGCGCCACACAGCCGGGCUGCGCAGUUUAGAGCUCGAGCUGUACCCUGUCCCCCUGGAGUGUUACAGGAUCCAGGGGACUGUCAACAAGGAGAGACUUGCGCUGAUCCGGGCUGAGCUCAUGGGGAUACUGAGGGAGUUAGGACAGCCCAGGACCAUCUGUCUUGGCAAAUGUGGCAAAAGUAAAGUUUAUGACGUGGAGUUUUCAUGA
This is a messenger RNA of Myotis brandtii (Brandt's bat), 585 nucleotides long. Its product is annotated as putative PRAME family member 26. NCBI's taxonomy places the organism in Eukaryota, Metazoa, Chordata, Mammalia, Chiroptera, Vespertilionidae. The coding region runs from base 1 to 585 and encodes 194 amino acids. The transcript has a single exon. Gene Ontology annotation, cellular component: cytoplasm. The record is from RefSeq and is a predicted model, not a curated record.